This is a messenger RNA of Coregonus sp. 'balchen', 6666 nucleotides long. The record is from the annotation of a GenBank genome assembly. Lineage: Eukaryota; Metazoa; Chordata; Actinopteri; Salmoniformes; Salmonidae.
AUGUUCUUCAUGCACAUAAAGGAUGAGCUGGACAGUGGCAGCCUGCAGAUGGAGGCUGAGCAGGCCAAGGAACUGUGUGCCGUCCUAGCCCAGGCUGAGCACGGAGACUACAACCAGAACACAGCCAAGUACUGCUCCAGCCAGAUCUUCAGACGGGAGCCCAACCUGGCAACCAUCAACAGGUCAGCACAGCAAUGACUAACUAGACUCCACCUGCAUUCCAUUUCUUACUAAGAACUGCUCUGUGCUGACUUGUAGAACUGCUGUAGAUCCAAGAUGAUACAAAUAUGUCCUUUGUUUUGUGAAGGGCAUCUGAACAGCUGUCUUCUGUUUGUUGCCUUGACCUGGGAGAAGACUUCUGCCCCCCAAAAAAACAAGGCUGCUGACUCAGCCUGCCCUGCACCUACGUACAUUCAGUACUGUGCAGUAGAGUACAUACAGUUCUCAUGUGUUUAGUUUAGUUUUAGUAAAAGUAUUUUGUAGAAAAAAAAAAAAAGAAAAAAAAACAUACACAAGAUCCAGUGCGGGGACAAAAAAACAGCAGGGAUUAUUUGCUGGUAACAUUUUUAAAUAGAAUGGAGAAAACAUUUUAAUUCUAUGGUUGGGUGAUUGAACAGCAUUACAAAAACUACAGAGAACAAGAACAAAAAGCAGAAAAAUGUAACUCUUCUGUCCCGUCCUGCCCUGAUCCGUCUGCAGCAUCCAGAAGAAGCACCGUGAGCUGGAGGGUCUGAGCCAGUCGUCGGCAGAGUACCGGGCCCUACAGCUGGUGUCCUCCCUGGAGAACUAUGGGGUGGAGUGGCACUGGGCCAGGGACUCAGAAGGACAGAGGCUGGCUAUAGGGGUCGGCCCUGAAGGGGUGACCAUCUGUCAGGAGGACUUCAGCCCCAUCAACAGGUAUAUUCACUAAACUACCCUGACAGAGCUGUAUGUAAAACAUGUAUUUUGUUGAUGCACUGUGGGAAAAAACUAAAAACUAAAGUCAAGGUCGGCUGCCUGUCUUUUCUAGUGUGCAGUUUUUACACUAGUCUUUUUGUAUACAGAUCUAGCAAAGGUGAAAAUACAACACUGACCAGUUAUACAGACUCAAGGCAGCACGCUCCUGUUACAGUGUACACACCGUUAAUACGUGAUUAUGUAGUUCUAUCUACAGGUACAGUAAAGCGUGACAAGGCAAUGCUCUCCUGUUAGACAUUAGAUAUGAAGUACAGUGCAUUCGAAAAGCAUUCAGACCCCUUCACUUUUUUUCCACAUUGUGUUACCUUACGGCCUUAUUCUAAAAUUGAUUAAAUCGUUUUUUCCCCUCACUAAUCUAUAGACAAUAACCCAUAACGACAAAGCAAAUAAAGGUUUUUAGACAUUUUUGCGCAAAAAAAUAAAAAAUAAAACUGAAAUAUCACAUUUUACAUAAGUAUUCAGACCCUUUACUCAGUAGUUUGUUGAAGCACCUUUGGCAACGAUUACAGCCUUGAGUCUUCUUGGGUAUGACGCUACAAGCUUGGCACACCUGUAUUUGGGGAGUUUCUCCUAUUCUUCUCUGCAGAUCCUCUCAAGCUCUGACAGGUUGGAUGGGGAGCGUCGCUGCACAGCUAUUUUCAGGUCUCUCCAGAGAUGUUAGAUCGGGUUCAAGUCUGGGCUCUGGCUGUGCCACUCAAGGACAUUCAAAGACUUGUCCCUAAGCCACUCCCACGUUGUCUUGGCUGUGUGCUUAGUGUCUUUGUCCUGUUGAAGGUGAACCUUCGCCCCAGUCUGAGGUCCUGAGCGCUCUGGAGCAGGUUUUCAUCAAGGAUCUCUGUACUUUGCGCCGUUCAUCUUUCCCUCGAUCCUGACUAGUCUCCCAGUCCCUGCCGCUGAAAAACAUCCCCACAGCACGAUGCUGCCACCCCCAUGCUUCACCGUAGGGAUGGUGCCAGGUUUCCUCCAGACGUGACGCUUGGCAUUCAGGCCAAAGAGUUCAAUCUUGGUUUCAUCAGACCAGAGAAUCUUGUUUCUCAUGGUCUGAGAGUCCUUUAGGUACCUUUUUGCAAACACCAAGUGGGCUGUCGUGCCUUUUACUGAGGAGUGACUUCUGUCUUGCCACUCUACCAUAAAGGCCUGAUUGGUGGAGUACUGCAGAGAUGGUUGUCCUUCUGGAAGGUUCUCCCAUCUCCACAGAGGAACUCUGGAGCUCUGUCAGAGUGACCAUCGGGUUCUUGGUCACCUCCCUGACCAAAACCCUUCUCCCCCGUUUGCUCAGUUUGGCCAGGCUGCCAGCUCUAGGAAGAGUCUUGGUGGUUUCAAACUUCUUCCAUUUAAGAUGGAGGCCACUGUGUUCUUGAGGACCUUCAAUGCUGCAGAAAUGUUUUGGUACCCUUCCCCAGAUCUUUGCCUCGACACAAUCCUGUCUCAGAGCUCUACGGACAAUUCCUUCAACCUCAUGGCUUGGUUUUUGCUCUGACAUGCACUGUCAACUGUGGGACCUUAUAUAGACAGGUGUGCCUUUCCAAAUCAUGUCCAAUCAAUCAAGUUGUAUAAACAUCUCAAGGAUGAUCAAUGGAAACAGGAUGCACCCGAGCUACAUUUUUAGUCUCCUCUGCGAAUCUGAAUACUCUAAAUAAGGUAUUUACGUUUUUAUGUAUUUUCAAGGUUUCUCAAAUGUUAGUCGUUUUUCAAGUCUGGGCUUGGUGUGAUUCAAGGACAUUUCAAAGAUUUCCCUAGCAUCCCAUUUUCUUGGCUGUGUAACUGUAGUGAGGGUUUGUCCUUUGAAGGUGAACUUACGCUCUUUCUCUGCCCUGUUCUAGGAUCAGGUUUAUCACCCAAGGACCUCUGGAGAUUUGCGCCUUUCACUUGGCCAUGCUGACUAGUUGCCCCUGCCGCUGAAGAAACAUGCACCAGAGCUGCACGAUUGUCCGGCCACCCCCAUGCUUCUACGGUCAGCAUCCGUGCCAGGUUUACAUCCAACUACCCCUUGCUACAGGUCCAAACAAGUGUAAUCUGGUUUCACAGACCAACAACUUUGUUUUCUCAGGUCUGAAAGUCCUUUAGGUCCUGUUUUGCAAAAAAACCACAUGGCUUCUCGUGGCCACACCCUGAGCAGGUUUCUGUCUUCCACUCGGCCCAAACAAGGCCUGUGGGUUUGAUUCCCACAACAUGUUAGGUAGUCCUCCCCCUGGAAGGUUUACUCCCAAAAAUCAUCCCACAGGUCAGGCGACCCCAAGUGACAUCGGGUUCAUUUCAACACUGCCCUAACCGAAUAACCGUGUGCAUUUACUCCACACAGCCUUGCUCAGUCCGGGCGCCACCUAGGUAAGCUGGUUUAUCCAAAACUUCCUUCAUUCAGGUCAGGACCACCAACCUUAUGCUGCAGAGGUUUACAUACCCUUCCCUAGAUGUCUGCGACCACCAACCUGUCUCAGGUUUCAUACAAAAAUCCUUCAACACCACCAACCUGGCUGGUUUGCUCCAACAUCAUGUCAACUGGUGGACCUUACUGUAGCAGGUUUGCCAUUCCAAACAUGCCUAUCACAGUUGCGACACAACCCUAAAGGGAUGUCAAUAACAGGAUGCAUCCGGAGCUAACCGUUUAGAUGGAAUGGCAACAUUCACAACUAACCUUCUGCAGGUAGAGAGACCAUACGUAACAAAUGCGGAAAAUGGUGAAUACAUGCACAACAACAUGCUCUUGCUAGUUCAGGUACCACAAUGGACCAUCACCCUAUAGCAUGGUUUUUUACCUACCAACACACAUGCCUUCUACAGGUCAUCGACCACCAACCGUGUAUGUAAGCAUGGUUUACAUACCAAACAACAUGCCUUCUACAGGUCAGGCGACCACCAACCGUGUAGCAUGGUUUACAUACCAACAACAUGCCUUCUACAGGUCAGCGACCAUCAACCCUGUAGCAUGGUUUACAUAACAACAACAUGCAGCGACCACCAACCCUGUAGCAUGGUUUACAUACCAACAACAUGCCUUCUACAGGUCAGCGACCACCAACCGUGUAGCAUGGUUUACAUACCAACAACAUGCAUUAAGCAGGUCAGCGACCACCAGCCCUGUAGCAUGGUUUACAUACCAACAACAUGCCUUCUACAGGUCAGCGACCAUCAACCCUGUAGCAUGGUUUACAUAACAACAACAUGCCUUCUACAGGUCAGCGACCAUCAACCCUGUAGCAUGGUUUACAUACCAACAACAUGCCUUCUACAGGUCAGCGACCACCAACCCUGUAGCAUGGUUUACAUACCAACAACAUGCCUUCUACAGGUCAGCGACCACCAACCGUGUAGCAUGGUUUACAUACCAACAACAUGCCUUCUACAGGUCAGCGACCACCAACCGUGUAGCAUGGUUUACAUACCAACAACAUGCCUUCUACAGGUCAGCGACCAUCAACCCUGUAGCAUGGUUUACAUACCAACAACAUGCCUUCUAACAGGUCAGCGACCACCAACCCUGUAGUCAUGGUUUUACAUACCAACAACAUGCCUUCCUACAGGUCAGCGACCACCAAACCGUGUAGCAUGGUUUACAUACCAACAACAUGCCUUCUACAGGUCAGGCGACCACCAAACCGUGUAGCAUGGUUUACAUAACCAAACAACAUGCCUUCUACAGGUCAGCGACCAUCAACCCGUGUAGCAUGGUUUACAUACCAACAACAUGCCUUCUACAGGUCCAGCGACCACCAACCCUGUAGCAUGGUUUACAUACCAAACCAGCAUGCCAUUCUACAGGUCAGCGACCAUCAACCCGUGUAGCAUGGUUUACAUACCAACAACAUGCCUUCUACAGGUCAGCGACCACCAACCGUGUAGCAUGGUUUACAUACCAACAACAUGCCUUCUACAGGUAAGCGACCACCAACCCUGUAGCAUGGUUUACAUACCAACAACAUGCCUUCUACAGGUCAGCGACCACCAACCGUGUAGCAUGGUUUACAUACCAACAACAUGCCUUCUACAGGUCAGCGACCACCAACCCUGUAGCAUGGUUUAGUUACCAACAACAUGCCUUCUACAGGUCAGCGAUCACCAACCCUGUAGCAUGGUUUACAUACCAACAACAUGCCUUCUACAGGUCAGCGACCACCAACCGUGUAGCAUGGUUUACAUACCAACAGCAUGCCUUCUACAGGUCAGCGACCACCAACCGUGUAGCAUGGUUUACAUACCAACAAACAUGCUCACACACAGAGCAACAUUUUCCUCUCGUUAACACAUCUCUGCUGUGAGCCAAUGAUCAGUAAGAAAUUAUAUAAUAUGCAGCACAAUUUAUGUUGUACAUUUUCUCUGACAAUUUCCAUGAGGAGUUACUGCUAAGUUACAUUUUUGUAUACACGUGGAUUCAUUCCAGUUUUACACAAUGUAAUAAAACGUUCUAACGUUGAUUCGUGUUUUUGGUCACGUAGACUAACCGUGAUCUUACUGAUCCUCCAGGUGUGACACGGUGACGAGCGACGUGAUGAUGCAGUACAGCCGUGAUUUCAAGGGUCACCUGGCGUCUCUCUUCCUCAACGAGAGCAUCAACCUGGGCAAGAAGUACGUAUUCGACAUCCGACGCACCUCCAAGGAGGUCUACGACCACUGCCGCCGGGUGCUCUACAACGCCGGCAUUGGAGGGGACUGUGUGUCCGGCGGGGAGGGCAAGAGGAGCCCGUCGCGGUCCCCUGGGGUGGGGGAGGAAGGCUGUGAGGGGUGCCAGAGGAGCAGGGUCCUGGAGGAGAAGCUGCAGCAGCUCCAGGAUGCUCUGCUGUGUAUCCUGUGCUGUGAAGAGCAGAUGGAUGCUGCCUUUUGCCCCUGUGGACACAUGGUGUGCUGCCACAACUGUGCCGCCCAGCUAGAGGUAACCCUGACGCCACGGUUAAAAAAAAAAGUAUAUAUAUAUGUACAGUAUAUAAUUGUUUAGGUAUUUUGUGGUCUUUAUUUGAUAGAUACAGUGAAGAAGUGAUUGAAAUGGGGAGAUAGAGGAGAGGGACAUAGAAUGGAAAGUUACUCAGUCUGGGUUUGAACCGCUGCCUCCAUGGGUUUAAUGUGGUCCAGGGGUGGCAUCACUACCAUUAGACCAUGUUACACAAUAACGCCAUGUUCAAGUGAUUUACUGUGCUGAAUGAACUUUGAACUCAGGGUGGUUGGGAGUUAAUGAAAUGAGCUGGUACUGUUAUUCCCUUUUUAAGCAAAUGAAGUGAACUAUUUGGUGAGGAGGGGUGUGGUAGACGGGAGGAAUGUUUGCAGUAUCUAUAGUUACCCUUUUCCCAUUGUUUAUUGGCUGUCCUGAACCUUCUGUAACCUGUAGGUCGUAGGUUAAAUGCCUGUAGGGCAGUACUGUCAGCUACUCUGUGGACACCGUUAAUCCAGGAUUAUAUGGACUAGUUCAGCACCAUCUACAGGACUGUAUUUGAACAAUAGUCUGUUUGAUUCCCCACAAGUCACAUAUAUUAAUUACAGUGUUUUUAUGUUAAAUUAGCAUAUUAUAUUCUAAUCAAAUCUCUUUUGAUCUCUUCCUUUCAGGUGUGCCCGGUGUGUCGGUCAGAGGUGGACCAUGUCCAGCACGUCUACCUGCCCACCUGCGCCAACCUUCUGGCGGUGAGCAGUGCUGCCCCCUUCAACAUUCCCAGAGACCUGGCUGCUCACCUCUGUUCCUCCAGAGAGUUCUACACCAGCACAGACAAGAUCUGUCACACAUAG